Messenger RNA from Pyrenophora tritici-repentis Pt-1C-BFP, 1041 nucleotides. RefSeq names its product FabG, Dehydrogenase with different specificities (related to short-chain alcohol dehydrogenase). Lineage: Eukaryota; Fungi; Ascomycota; Dothideomycetes; Pleosporales; Pleosporaceae. The record is from RefSeq and is a predicted model, not a curated record.
AUGCAAACAGUCAAGAACACAAUCGCCGAAAACCUCGGCAAAAUCGUUUCAAACGCUCAUGACCUCGCCCCAGCAGACCAGCGAUUUUCUCUCGAAGAAACCCCUGACCUAACGGGCAAAGUAGCCGUCGUAACAGGUGGCUCCGAGGGCAUUGGCUACGGAUGCACGCACACCCUCCUCUCCCACAAUGUCUCCAAACUCUUCAUCCUCUCCCUCUCCUCCGACAUCGCCACUUCAGCCAUCGACGCGAUAAAAUCUGAAAUGGGCGAGGAAAAAGCCUCGCGCGUAAAAUGGAUCCACUGCGACAUCUCCGACUGGGCCGCCGUUGCAAAAACAGCGUCUGAAAUCGCGAGCAAAACAGACCGCCUCGACAUCCUCAUCAACAACGCCGCCCGAGGCAUAAUGACAUACCAACUCGCCUCCAACGGCGUAGACCUGCACAUGGCGCUCAACCACAUGGGCCACGUAGUUCUAACAUCGCACCUCCUGCCCCUCUUGAAGAAGACCUCUGAAAAAGGAGACAAAGUCCGCAUCGUGCAACUCGGUUCAAACGCGCAUGAAAACGCGCCCAAAGACACAAAAUUCGCUUCCCUAGAGGAAUUGAACCAGGAUCUAGGUCCCAUGGCACAAUACGGUCGUACCAAACUCGCAACUAUCCUCUACGCUAAAUACCUAGCCCGCCACCUCUCGUCCUCGCACCCGAAUAUCCUGAGCAAUGCGACACAUCCCGGUUUCGUCGAGACGCGACAAAGCGUCGAUUUGAUCCACGAGGCGUAUCCGCUCGGGGGUUAUGCGAUGAGUGUGGGUAUGGCGCCGUUUAAGAAGACGCAGUUUGAAGGCGCUGUUAGCACGGUUUUCGCGGCGACCAAGACGGAGGGGAGUGGGCAGUAUAUUUGUCCGCCGGCGAUUGUGGAGAAGGGGAGUGAGCUUGCGAAUGAUGAGAAGCUGGGUGAGCAGUUGAUGGAGUUGACGACGAGGAUUGUGAGGGAGAAGACGAAGAGUGAGAGUGAGGCUAAGGGGUGUCCAUUUAAGACUUAUUAG